Molecule: messenger RNA, 1805 nt
Organism: Bubalus bubalis (water buffalo)
Lineage: Eukaryota; Metazoa; Chordata; Mammalia; Artiodactyla; Bovidae
Exons: 2
Biological process (GO): proteasome-mediated ubiquitin-dependent protein catabolic process; intrinsic apoptotic signaling pathway in response to endoplasmic reticulum stress; protein localization to mitochondrion
Cellular component (GO): endoplasmic reticulum membrane
Molecular function (GO): ubiquitin protein ligase activity
Source: RefSeq, a predicted model, not a curated record
CACAGGGACUGCUUUGCCUGCGGCUGGGCUUGGGCAGAUCCUGUCGGGGACGGCACGCUGGGCCCAGGAGCCUCCGGGAGCUGGCAGGGGCACGGGGACCCAAGUGAAGUUUCCUCGAGUGGGGCCCGGAGCCAGAAGGAGGCGGCGGUUGCUGCAAGGUCAGUGCCAGGGCCUGCCCCGGCUGUGGAGGGCCACGCUGACCUUCAAGGCCCCAGCCACCCCUCCGCCACCCUGGGGUCUCCACCCACCCAUCCCGGCCGCUGCCCUGGAGGCACUGCCCCUGAACUGUGCCCUGGGGUCCCCGCUGGUGGCCCUGCUGACCGUGGCUCGGGGUUCACCGGUCGGUCUCUGGGCCCCGAGCACUUGGACCCACUGCACCAAGUGCUGGUAGAGGAUGGGUUGGGCAGCAGGGCCCUUGGGAAGCCCCCGGGUGCCAGGACUCCGGACAGUGAGCCCCUGCUGGGGGCCCCGGCCGUGGCCCCGCCCUGGGCCAGCUGCACAGAGGACGAGGAGGCGCAGCAGGAGGCGGAGGAGUGCCCCAUCUGCACGGAGCCCUAUGGGCCGGGGCAGCAGCGCCUGGCCCUGCUGAACUGUGGCCACGGCCUCUGCAUGGGCUGUCUGCACCGGCUGCUGGGUGCCGCCCCCGGCGACCUGGGCCGCGUGUGCUGCCCGCUGUGUCGCCAGAAGACCCCCGUGCUCGAGUGGGAGAUCUGCCGGCUGCAAGAGGAGCUGCUGCUGGCCGACGGGCCCCCGCGCCCCGCGCCCCCCACCCCGCCCCUGCCUGCCCGCCGCGGCCGCGGGCCAUGGGCCUCCCUGGAGCACCGCUACCAGCUGCGCUUCCUGCCGGAGGCCGUGGGCGGCCGAGGCUGCCUGCCCUUCCUGCCCUGCCCGCCCUGCCUGGGUGCCUGGCUCUGGGCCCUGCGGGGACACGGGCCCUGCGCCCGCCGCCUGGCACUGCUGAGCCUGCUGGCACUUGAGCUGCUCGGCCUGCUGCUUGUCUUCACCCCGCUCUUGCUGCUGGGGCUGCUGUUCGUGCUGCUGGAUGGCUCCCGCCGCUGACGGCCACGCGCCUGCUGCCAGCGGCUGCCGACUGACAGGAAGCCUCGGUGCCGGGGGCACCCUGCCCUGAGGCCCGAUGACUAGGAUUGAAGAACCCAGGGCUGACCGGGGCGCUAGCCUUCAUCCCGGGGCCUGGACAGGGCCGCCCCGGAACCUGCAUUCAGCCUCUGACCCAGCCCGAGACGCCUACUGCCCAGACACGAGCCACCGGUGUGCAGCACAGCACUGGAGGAGGUCCAUGGCCAGGGUUCCGAGAGCCCCUCGAUGGACAGGCCCCACCCCGCUGCUGGGCCUCCCAGCCGGCCGGUCUGCAGGAGGGGGCGCCGUGGACCUGAGUGUUCCCUGAAGGGCCCAGGGCCCCACUGGGUCCAGGAGCCAGAGCCUGCCAACCGGGCCCCGUCCUCCCGACCGCUCCGCAGCGCCCCUCCGAGCCCGCCAACCGGGCCCCGUCCUCCCGACCGCCCGCAGCGCCCCUCCGAGCCCGCCAGCCGGGCCCCGUCCUCCCGACCGCCCGCAGCGCCCCUCCGAGCCCGCCAGCCGGGCCCCGUCCUCCCGACCGCCCGCAGCGCCCCUCCGAGCCAUCCUCCCGACCGCCCGCAGCGCCCCUCCGAGCCUGCCAACCGGGCCCCGUCCUCCCGACCGCCCGCAGCGCCCUCCGAGCCCGCAGCACCUGACUGACACUGUCGCAGCCCCGCCUCGCGGGCUCGUCAGUACAAGGGGCAGCUCUCAAUAAACAGGGACUGCUA